UGUUAUUAUUAAUAAUUACCUGUUAUUUGACAGUUGACAGUUCGGCUUGACAAAUAACAAUUUAUAAAAUGUAAACUUCAAAGUCAUAAAAUGUUUUCAAAGACUGUAAAGUAAUAUUUCUAAAUAAAAUAAAAAAUAUAAAAAAAGAAUAAUGAAAAACACUGACGCCGAACGUUUGAAUCCAUGUUUUAAGGAGCAGGAGAAAUCUUAUGAAUGCUUGAAUAAAAAUGGAUUUGUUCAAGAAAAAUGUGAAGCCUAUUUCGAUAAUUACAACACAUGUAAAAAAUUCUGGGGUAAAGUUUUCAAAGAUAGAAAAGCGAGAGGUUUGACACCUUAUUUACCAGAUAUUGCAGAUAGAGAAAGAAUAAAAGGAGAGUAUAUACAGAAAAUAAAAAACAAUACAGUGUAAUUUGCAUAAAUAUAUUACAAAAUAGUUAGUACAGUGUGA
Messenger RNA from Vanessa tameamea, 448 nucleotides. RefSeq names its product coiled-coil-helix-coiled-coil-helix domain-containing protein 7. NCBI's taxonomy places the organism in Eukaryota, Metazoa, Arthropoda, Insecta, Lepidoptera, Nymphalidae. Gene Ontology annotation, biological process: mitochondrial respiratory chain complex assembly. Bases 152 to 409 code for a protein of 85 amino acids. Gene Ontology annotation, cellular component: mitochondrion. The record is from RefSeq and is a predicted model, not a curated record. The transcript has 3 exons.